Molecule: messenger RNA, 2337 nt
Organism: Teleopsis dalmanni
Lineage: Eukaryota; Metazoa; Arthropoda; Insecta; Diptera; Diopsidae
Product: protein YdeP-like
Exons: 3
Coding region: 1-2337 (778 amino acids)
Molecular function (GO): molybdopterin cofactor binding; 4 iron, 4 sulfur cluster binding; molybdenum ion binding
Source: RefSeq, a predicted model, not a curated record
AUGAUAAUUACCAGCGCUAUUGUACGUUGCUAUCGAUUAAUUGCCAAUAAAGCAUUUAACACCAAGUGCAAAUCCGUGAAACAAAAAAUUAAAGAAUAUAAAGGACCUGCUGGUGGUUGGGGAGCAUUAAAAGCCGUAACCCAAGCCGUUGGCGGACAAAAAAAUAUUGGUGGUGAUAUUAUUGCCAUGUUUAGCAUGAAUAAACCAACCGGGUUUGAUUGUCCGGGUUGUGCGUGGCCUGAUCCUAAACAUUCAGCCCCACUCGAAAUGUGCGAAAACGGCGCCAAAGCCGUAUCAUGGGAAGCCACAUCCAAACGCACUACACCUAAAUUUUUUGCUAGCCACACCGUUCGCGAACUGCUGUCUUGGGAUGAUUAUGAUCUAGAAAACCAAGGCCGAUUAACUAACCCAAUGAAGUACGAUAAACGAUCUGAUACCUACAAAGAGAUCUCAUGGUACAACGCUUUUUACGAAAUCGGUCAACUACUGGCUGGCUAUGAUGAUCCAAAUAGUGUCGAAUUUUAUACGUCGGGUCGUACUUCCAAUGAAGCGGCAUUUUUAUAUCAACUGUUCGCUCGCGAAUACGGCACCAAUAACUUUCCUGAUUGUUCCAAUAUGUGCCACGAACCAACCAGUGUUGGCUUAGCCGCUUCAAUUGGCAUUGGUAAAGGCACUGUGCAAUUAGAAGAUUUUGAUCAUGCUGAUUUAGUUAUGUGUAUUGGUCAUAAUCCCGGUACCAACCAUCCAAGAAUGUUAGCCACACUGCGCGAAGUAUCAAAACGCGGUGCAACUAUUGUAGCUGUCAAUCCAUUAAAAGAACGUGGACUAGAGCGCUUUACCUAUCCACAAGCGCCAGCUGAAAUGCUAACCUUAAGUUCUACCCCGCUCGCUUCACAUUACUAUCAAGUGCGUAUUGGUGGCGAUAUUGCCUUACUAAAAGGCUUAAUGAAUAUUGUAUUGCAACGACAUGAUGAAGCAAUCGCGGCAGAGCAAGAUCCGAUUUUAGAUAUCGAAUUUAUUACCGAACAUACGGCUGGAUUUGAUCAGUUGCACGCCGAUAUUUUAAAUAUCAAUUGGGAUGAGAUUAUUGAAAUGUCGGGCUUAACUCGCCAGCAAAUAGAGCAACUUGCCGAGUUAUAUAUUAAAUCUGAGCGUACCAUCAUCUGUUAUGGCAUGGGGAUCACUCAACAUCAACAUGGUACGCAAAACAUUGAGCAAAUUAUCAAUUUAUUGUUACUAAAAGGUAAUAUCGGCAAACUAGGGGCAGGAAUUUGUCCAUUACGUGGUCAUUCUAAUGUACAAGGCGAUCGCACUGUUGGCAUUAAUGAAAAACCAAACCAAGCAUUGCUUGAUAAUAUUGAAAAACGUUUUGGCUUUAAACCACCACGCGAGUUUGGCCAUGCCGCCGUUGAAACUAUGCAAGCACUUUAUGCUGGCAGUGCAAAAGCGUUAAUUUGUAUGGGUGGUAACUUAGCGGUUGCAAUGCCUGAUCAUGAUGCGACUUUUGCGGGAAUGAAAAAUCUUGAUUUAGCCGUACAUGCUGCAACUAAACUUAAUCGUUCACAUUUACUAACGGCUAAACAUACUUAUAUUUUACCAGUAUUAGGUCGUACUGAAAUUGAUAUCCAAAAAUCAGGUGAACAAUGUGUCACGGUUGAGGAUUCAAUGUCGAUGGUACAUGCAUCAAAAGGUAAAUUAAAACCCGCAUCAGAACAUUUAAAAUCCGAAUGUGCGAUUGUUGCCGGAUUAGCAAAAGCCACGUUACCCAAUACUAAAGUUGAAUGGGAUGAAUUUGUCGAUGAUUACGCUAAAAUUCGUGAUGCGAUUGAAGCGGUAUUUCCUGAUUUUGUCAAUUAUAACGAAAAUAUUAAACAACCCGGUGGUUUCCAUUUGGUCAACUCUGCGGCCGAAAGGCGUUGGAAUACCAAAUCAGGUAAAGCGAAUUUUACGGUGACGGAUUCAUUAAUUGAAAAUCCACGUGCCGCAAUUAAUCCAGAAUUAACCUUAACCACAGUACGUAGCCAUGAUCAAUACAAUACGACGAUUUAUGGUAUGAAUGAUCGCUACCGUGGCGUAUUUGGUCGCCGUGAUGUGGUAUUUAUCAGUAAAGAUGAAGCAGAAAAACAAGGUGUAAAAGCGGGUGAUAAAGUUAAUUUGAUCGCAUUAGAUAGCGAGCAUCAACCGACUUAUCGCCGCUUAGAUGAUUUAACCAUUGUGAUCCAUGAUAUUGCCGAUCGUAGUUUGGCGACUUACUUUCCUGAGUCAAACAAUUUACUGGCACUAGAUAACCACGAUCAUCAAUCCGGAAUUCCAGCUUAUAAAAAAUCUUAUAAUUAA